Molecule: messenger RNA, 1230 nt
Organism: Eurypyga helias (sunbittern)
Lineage: Eukaryota; Metazoa; Chordata; Aves; Eurypygiformes; Eurypygidae
Product: putative cation exchanger C521.04c
Exons: 10
Biological process (GO): calcium ion transmembrane transport; intracellular calcium ion homeostasis
Cellular component (GO): endomembrane system; membrane
Molecular function (GO): calcium:proton antiporter activity
Source: RefSeq, a predicted model, not a curated record
AUUCUCUGCUGCUACCGCGCUCUCAACCCCUACUACUACAAAUACGCCGUGGAUGGCAUCAACGUCUUCGCCGUCAACCUGUUGCCACUGGUGCUGGUGACACUGGUGCUGGGCUACGUGGACAGCCACAACCUGACCAGUUCCCCCGUGAAGUUCACGCUGGCCCUGCUCAGCAUCAUGCCCCUCUCCUACUACAUCGGGAUGGCCAUCGCCAGCAUCUCAGCCCAGAGCAACUUUGCGGUGGGAGCGGUGGUGAACGCCACGUUCGGCUCCAUCACGGAGCUCACCUUCUACAUCACGGCCCUCAUCAAGGGCUCGCGCGAGGGCAACCGCUGCUACGCCGAGAUCGUCAAGUCGGCCUUGACGGGGACGCUGGUGGGCUGCGUCCUCUUCGUCCCGGGUCUGUGCAUGGUCAUUGGGGGCAUCCGGCACCAGGAGCAACGGUUCAACAGCCGCUCGGCGGGUGUCAGCUCAGCCCUGCUCUUCCUCUCCGUGGGAGGGCUCUGACCCUGCAUCCUCAUAUCCUCCAUCCCACGCCAGUGCAGGGGACACCCCCUGGGGUCUCUGUGCUGGACCCUGGUGGCACUGAACACGUCACUUGUGUCCCACAGACCCCUGGUGUACACAGUGUCCUUCCUGCUCCCUGCCGCCUACCUCAUCGGCCUCUUCUUCACCCUGAAAACUCACUCUCACAUCUACGACAUCCACAUCAGCGACUGUCACAUGCCUGGUCACCACCACAGUGCUGUGGUCCACUGGUCUCGCUGGCGGGCCCUGGUCAUCCUCCUGCUCUCCACCCUCUGCAUGUCGGCCUGUGCCGACCUGGCCACGGAGCACAUCAGCCCCAUCCUCACCAACUCCACCAUCUCCCAGUACUUCAUCGGUGUCACCGUGCUGGCAAUGGUGCCUGAGCUGCCGGAAAUUGUCAACGGCAUCCAGUUUGCGCUGCAGAACAACCUGAGCUUGAGCAUUGAGAUUGGGAACUGCAUCGCCGUCCAGGUCUGCAUGCUCCAGAUCCCCAUCCUGGUGCUCUUCACCAUCUUCUACCCGACCAACUUCACGCUCGUCUUCAGUGACCUCCACGUCUACGCCAGCAUGUUCAGCGUGGUGCUGAUGAACUACAUCUUCAUGGAUGGCAAAUGCGACUACUUCCAAGGCACGGUGCUGGUGAUGGUCUACUUCAUCCUCCUGGCCGUGUACUUCUUCGCCCCGUCGCCCAGCGGUUGCUGA